AUGCAGGGGCGCGUGCCGUCAGUGGAUCCCCUGCCCGCCGUCCAAUUGCUCCGAGCUGCCUCGCCGGUCGGCACCCACCUCCCAUCUGCAUCUCCCUCCUCCACGCCCAAUGAAAGACGAUUCCAAGGUGAUGGAAACAAGGUCUUCCCCAGUUCCCCGGCUGCAGGCUGA
Colletotrichum orchidophilum is the source of this 171-nucleotide messenger RNA. RefSeq lists its product as uncharacterized. NCBI's taxonomy places the organism in Eukaryota, Fungi, Ascomycota, Sordariomycetes, Glomerellales, Glomerellaceae. The coding region runs from base 1 to 171 and encodes 56 amino acids. The record is from RefSeq and is a predicted model, not a curated record. The transcript is spliced from 2 exons.